ACAGAAAUUUGUAUCAACUAGUUAAACAAUGGAAUGUGCAUGAUAGUAGGUGACCGCUUGGUUUUACAACGUCUUCCUACGUCCAAUUAAAUUGUUAUAGUGACAUUACAAUGAAAUUGAAGAUAAAAGUUUAGUGUAUUCAUAAGUCAGUCGACAGUGCAUGACUGAAGUGAAAAGAGGGAAAUAUAUUUGUAGUUUUUGUUUCAAUCGAAGUACAGCGUCAUAACAAUUCAGUGAUUAGCAUAUAGCCAUCAAUUUUCCAUCGAACUCAUUUACAAUUAAUAUGCAUUUAGAUACGUGAUUGGAAUUUUGUUAGAUUUUAUAAUAAUGUCUGGAAAGAAAUAUAAAGUGGCAAGGGCAUAUUCCUUGCGCGUGCUUAAGGAUGAUAGUCCAACUGGAACUUACCGAAAAAUUUCAGACGAUUUUACGACCGCCAGAAAUCCACGCGUAAAUAGACCACUUAGUUUUGCUUACGGAGAAAAGGAUAUCAGCGUACUACGGCGAUAUAAUGGGGAAAGAGAAGAUGUGUCCGUUGAUCGAAAUAGACACGCUUUGACGUGGUCAGGAGAAUCCCCAUUCAGAGCAGAGUCAAGCAACAGUUUAAGUGAGUUACCUCCUCAAAUUUCAAAUUCGAAUGGGAUAAACGACGAUUCAGAACUUUUACCAUAUGAUCUAGAUAAAAAGGGAGCAGAUGACUUACAGCAUGAUCCUGACUUAAAACUACAACCCACGAAGAGAAGACGCAACAGUAGCGGAAGUUCAAGCAGCAGUGCUUACAAAAAGAGCGGGAAACUGGAGAGAAAAAGUUCCAGUUCCUCUUCUGGGUCAUCAAAUAAAAACAACGUUCCUAAUUCAAAUAGACAAAAUAGUACAGAUAUUCCUCUUUAUACGUCUGAUAUAGUCACUGAAAAGAUAACUAGGAGUGACUCCUCAAGUUCGGAUGAAAACGUAGAACACGAAAGUCUGAAAAGGAAGUCUAGCUCAAGCAGCCAAGAAAAAAUAGAACCAGAAGCAACUCUGUGUGUUAAGUCUGCAGAAAAACGAUUAACGGUGUACGAAGAGCCGUGGGAUAGUAAUAAAAGUCUUGAAGAAAUUGAAAACUCUGAAUUGAAAUAUUCAGACCACAACACCUCACUUUCUAGUAUUGAAAAUCAAAUAAUUGGAGGUGAUUUACCGUUAAUAUCCAAACAGCUUGACACUGAUCAGGAAACGAAAAAUAGCUUUACAACAAAACGCAACAGAGCAGAUUCCAGUUCCAGCAGCGACAGUAGUAGCAGUAAGUCGUCCAAUGAAAAACACGUAACCUCCAGUCAGUCAAGCGAAGCGCCACCACUUCCUACAAGUCAGCCACCAGAAAUUAUGGUAGACUCAGUAAACGAACACAUGGAAGUGAAACUUAUUUCAAAUGACCUGAGGUCAGAAUUACCGCAAAAUGUGAAUCAUUUAGGAACCGCUGAUUCUGAGCCUGAGGUUGGUAAUAAACGACUUUCUGUUACAUAUUAUGGUCCCGUUUAUAUGCAUGAUAAUGUACUCAUUAUGCCUACCUCAUCAACUCAGUUUUCUGGUGGUGACAGUUCGUAUCAAAGUGGUAUGAUUUUUCAAGGUCAAAUUGAACUUGAACAUGUACCACAGGAUCAGUUUGACCUCGAUUCAACUGAAAGUGCAAAAGAGGAAGAUGAGAGCAUAAAUAAGUCACUUGAAAUAUCCAACAUAAAGAUCAGUUUAUCAACUGACAACAGUGACAUCAAUGACUUGGAAGACGAUGGUGAAGUUGUUCCAGUUAUAACAGCAGAAUAUGUAAAUCAAAACGAGGCAUCUGUGCCACCAGCCGACCAUGAAAAUACAAAAUCAAAAACUGACUCUAGUUCGUCAAGUUCAUCAAGUUCAUCAAGUUCAUCAGAAUCAGAAAAUGAAACAAAACAAUCCAAAAAGAGACUAAUAGAAACACCAGUUGUUAUUAAGAAAAUUAUUAAGUCAAAGGUUGGUUCGUCCAAUUCAUCAGAGUCUGAUAAUGAAAAAGAGGAAACCAAAGAUACCAAAAUCAAAAUACCAGUUCCAGCAAUUGAAAAUGAACAAUCUAAACCAAAGAUAGAUUCAAGCUUGACCAGUUCAUCUGAGUCUGACAAUGAUAAGAUGAAAAUAAUACAUCCAGAUAUUAAACCAGUCGGCUCGCCAUCGCACGUACCAAUUUCAACAGAAGAUAAUCAGUCUAAUUCGAAAACUGGUUCUAGCUCAUCAGAGUCUGAAAGUGAAAAGGAGGAAACAACCACUGUUCCAAAGACGCGAACUAAAUCACCAGUAUCUGUAUGUAUGCCAACAAAUAAUGACAAAACAAAGCCUAAACAUAAUUCAAGCUCAUCGGAAUCUGAUAAGGAAAAUGAAAGAAAAUAUUUAGAAAAUAAAGAAACAGAAAAAUCGCUUCCUACUGAAAAUGUAAAAUCCAAAGUCGAUUCAAGUUCAUCAAGUUCAACAGAGUCUGAUGAUGAAAAACAGACAUUGGUUUUAUCCAAAGAUACAGAGAAACAAGAAAUCCUCAGAUCAGAUGCCAAAGAGAAAGGAAGCGAACCAGAGAAAGUGGAGGACAUAAAAGAUAAAUCUAAAAGUGGCAGUGGAUCCUCAUCUUCGUCAGAUUCAGAUUCAGAUUCUGACGAUCACGUGAAACAAAACAAAGAACCAGUAAAACCGAAAUCAGUAUCAUCGAACUCUGAAGACGAAACAACACAAGAUUUGGAGCACCACAAUGGUUUAUCAGAAAAUGGCAUUGAUAACCUAGAUAAUGGUUUGCAGAAUACAGAUGUUACUAUAACAUUACCGACUGCAGUUGUGUUUAAGGAGUCAGUCUCUGUUAAACCUUCGUGCGAUACAAAAAGUAAAUCAAGCGAUUCGAGUUCAUCAAGCUCAUCAGAUUCAGAAACGGACAACGAACAAAAACAGAAGAAAGAUAUUUCAAACCAAAGACCCAUGUCAUCUGGGGAUGAAGAGAAAAUAAUAAUUAACAAACCCAAUAUCGGAAGAGAACUAGAUGAUGCUACUAUGUCAGUUAUUCUACGAACAGAAGUAGUAAACAGUGAGCAGCAACCAGUUUUACCAGAAUACGAACACACAUUAGAAUACGAAAUGCCUUCUGUAGAUGUGACCAAACCAGACAUUGAAUUCCCUAAUGAAACAAAUUUGCCAUCAUUUGAUACAACAGCUUUAAUUGGAACAGAAGAAAGCCCUGUAAUUAUCAAGUCAGGAUUAUCAUUACCGCCACAACCGGACAUAGAUAUAGCAGAUGAAUUACCAGCUACACCCGCAGCUGAACUUAUCCAACCUGAAAUAAACAUUACCACCGAAGCUGAACUUAUCAAACCUGAAAUAAACAUUACCACCGAAGCUGAACUUAUCCAACCUGAAAUAAACAUUACCACCGAAGCUGAACUUAUCCAACCUGAAAUAAACAUUACCACCGAAUCUUCUAUCAAACCCGAUGUUCGUCUAAAGAAACAGAAAAGCAAGAACUCAAAAUCGUCGUCUUCAAGUGGUUCUAGUUCUUCGAGUUCUUCCGAUUCCGAAUCUUCGCAUGGUGACGACAAAAAGAAAAAUGCAAAAAAUGAUAUAAACAAAGAGAAAAUGACAGAGGAUAUUAAUUUAUCUAAAGAUGACGUCAUUGAGCUUUUGGAGAAAACAAAUUCUGUUGAACUCAAAGAAAGUGCAAUUGUUGAUAUACCGUCCAGAAAGACAGAUUUAGACGUUGCUGUGGUAACACCAGAGAUUGGUAUUUCCCAGGACAUGAAAGAAAUGGAUUCUAAAAUGAUUGAUCUAGAUGUACCAAACAUAAAUAAACCGAAAUAUGAUGGUAAAUCUGAAAUUUCCGCAAAUAUUAAAACCUACGAACCGGAAGUUGACAUGAGCGUUCUUGCUUCAUCAGAUAUUUCAUUUGAAUGCAAACCAGAAAUCGACUUGAAUUUAAAAACACAAAGUCCCGAAUAUCCUCAAAUUGACGAAGACAGAAAACUAAUGAAAGAGUGUGACAAUGAAAAUGCUUUUGAAGUAGAUGUACCAUCAAACAAAGUCAGUAAAACUUUCGAUGAUACUGUAUCGAUAGAACUACCCCAAAACUAUAUGCAAUAUAUUCCAGAUAGUUCAGAAUUCAAUGUCCCAAAAUCAAAUGUACCAGAAAUCAGCAUGGAACAACCAAUAGAAGACUCUUCUCCAAAAACAACUAAAAAGUCAAAUAAAACAAAAGAUUCAGGCAAAAGAAAACCAGACUUUGGAUUAAAAAUUCCGGAGAAAAUCACAUCAUUGGUACAUAAGCUAUCGUUCAAAGGAGGUGAUAAAAAUCGACUUAAAUCGACGGAUAACUUAACUGCAUCGGAGCCUAUUCUUUAUGAAACAAAACCACUAUCUGGUACCGAGAUCAGUCCGAAGACCAAAGAUAAUACCAUAACCGAAACAGAGAAGCCGACGAAGAAAGCAAGCAAGAAAAGAAUCAAGUUUAGGUUAAAAAAGAAACAAAGAUCAACUUCAUCUUCAUCGUCAAGUGAGUCUGAAGACGAAAAGAAGAAGAGUCAAAUUGAUAUGAAUCAUGCAGAUAAAGAGGUCCAAGUUAACGUUUUCAAAGUUGAUAUCAAAACAAAAUCUAUUGCAAAACCAGAUGGUAAACAAAGCAAGAAGAAGAAACAUGCCAAAGAAGAACCAUCUACACCAACAACUCCGGAAUCACCAUUCGAUAAAUUAUCUCACAUAUUUCAUAGAACUCAUAAAGCAAAGAUCACAGAACCGAUAAAAGAGGAUAAAAAGAAAGAAAAAGAGAAAAAAGAAAAGAAAAAGUCACCGUCACGAUCCUCGUCAGAUAACAGGGGAAGAAGCACAUCACAGACGUCGACAGAUGAGCAGACGACUAAAUCCAAUGUCUGCCACCUACCGGAAAACGAAGACGAUAAAGAUCGUCAUAAUAUAGAUACUGACGACAAAGGUCCACUUAAAACACUGCAAGAGUAUUCAAAACUGCUGGAUAAACAAGUUGCUAGAACACGACCAGAAACAGACGACAACACAAAAACAGAAAAUAAACAUAUGAAAGGAACAAGCGACGACAACAAUCUAAUAAAACAAGACAAAGAAACAAUCCCUUCGUCAUGCUCUGAUGAAGAACUGGUUGUUGAGGAAAAGAUCGAACGCGUAGAAGCAGCUCCAAAAUCGUCUUCAGAUUCAGUUUCCUCAGAUAACGAUGUUGUAAUAGUACAUGCUGUUGAAAGAAAAGCGUCACUGUCUUCCUUGGAGCGUGAAAUUUACCCUCCAACGCCACAAAGUGAGAAUGGUGAUUUGGACGUUAGCGUCAGAAAACCUUCGCCGUCUUUUGACACAAAACAUACAUCGAAAAAGAUUAAUCUGGAUCUGCCUUCACUGGAUGUAGACAGAGACCUAACGAUGGAAAUGAAGAAACCAUGGAUAUCUCCAGCAGACAAAGCAAAGUUAAAGCGAUCAGAUAGUUCGUCAUCGUCUUCUUCUUCGUCUUCCUCUUCAUCUUCUUCAAAGUCUUCACAGAAAUCUGUGAAAGAAAACAUUACUGAUGUAGAAAUACACGAAUCAACGGAGACAAAGAAAACACCAGUCAAUGUGAAGAUGGAUAUCGAAACCAUCCAAGAGGAAUUUGUCAAGGUAGAAGAUCAACCCAGACUUAAUGCUGUAUUGAACAAUAAACCAGCCAAUGUAUCAAAAUCAGAUGACAUACAGCCAGAUAUUGCUCCGAGAAGGGAGCUUUCAAUAGAUAGCACAGUAAGCCUAGAGGUGGAACAUGCUCUCCAGACGUUAGACAACUCCAUCAUCGCAGCAGAACAAUCCCCACCCAAGUACCAGGGACAUUUUGUAGUAGUAGCGAUUGACUUUGGGACAGCUUAUAGCGGCUAUGCUUUCAGCUUUACUCGUGAUCCUGACAGUAUCCAUAUGAUGAGAAAAUGGGAAGGUGGAGAUCCUGGAAUAAUAAAUCAGAAAACUCCGACCAUCAUGUUACUGACCCCUGAUGGAUCGUUCCACUCGUUUGGGUACAAUGCCCGUGAUAACUACCAUGAUCUGGACAAAGAGAGGGCGCAAGAAUGGAUGUACUUUGACAAGUUUAAGAUGACCCUACACACAGCUACUGAUUUGUCGACAGAUACAAUGUUAACAGCUGCCAAUGGCCGACACUAUCCUGCCUUGAAGAUCUUUACAUACGCAAUGUCUUACCUUCGAGAUCACGUGAUCAGGGAAUUGUCGGACCAAUCUGGUGUAAAGAUCUUAAAUGAAGAUAUCCGAUGGGUGGUAUGUGUUCCCGCUAUAUGGAAAGCACCGGCUAAGCAGUUCAUGAGACAGGCUGCCUACAAGGCUGGUAUUGCGUCUGAAGAAUUCCCAGAUCAAAUUCUUAUUGCCUUGGAACCUGAAGCAGCAUCUAUCUACUGUCGGAAGUUGAGGAUGCACCAAUUAGUCCCAGACUCUCCACGUCAAGUGCAGUCUCCGACCAGGAGCGAACCAGUCAAUUUAGAUAAUGCAUUCGAAGUUUCUAAUCAAGUGAAUGAAUAUUCGAUGGAAAUGAUAUUAAGAGGUACCCGUUACAUGGUUGUGGAUUGUGGUGGUGGAACUGUCGACAUAACGGUACACGAGUUAGACAGUACUGGGAAACUAGCAGAGCUCCAUAAAGCAAGUGGUGGACCAUACGGAUCCAUCGGUGUAGAUGUCGAGUUUGAAAAGUUAUUAAUGUCAAUUUUCGGGAAGACAUUGAUCGAGCAAUACAAAGUGAAGAGAUCUGCAGGUUGGGUUGAUAUGCUGAUAGCUUUCGAGUCGAGAAAGAGAUCUGCCUCUCCCUACAAAACAUCACCUCUAAAUAUAGCAUUACCUUUCUCAUUUAUUGACUAUUACAGAAAACACAAGUUGACAGGUAUAGACACAGCUAUAAAACGCCAUGGAGACAAAGAUAUCACGUGGUCAUCACAAGGAAUGCUGCGUCUGGCUCCUGAGGCAAUGAACACAUUAUUUAAACCUACAGUUCAGAAAAUCAAAGAAAAGAUUGGUUCUAUAUUGAAUAAUAAUAUCAAAGACCUGAAAUAUAUGUUCCUUGUUGGUGGUUUUGCUGAGUCUGCCAUUGUACAGAAUGAAAUCAGACAGGAAUUCGGAAAUUUAAUUCAAAUUAUAAUACCACAAGGGGUUGCCAUGACGAUUCUUAAAGGUGCUGUGUUAUUUGGCCUUGAUCCAACAAUCGUCAACGUCAGAAGAUGUCCUCUAACAUAUGGAGUUGGUGUCCUUAACAGAUAUAAUCCGAAAAAACAUCCACUGAAAAAGAAAGUUUCGCGCCAAGAAAUAGAAUGGUGUACGGAUAUUUUCGAUAAAUAUGUUGUUGUCGAUCAACCCGUUACGAUUGGUGACGUCAUUUUACGUAGUUAUACUCCAGCCCGUCCUGACCAAAGACUUAUUCAAAUAAACAUAUACUGCUGUGAAGACAAUGAUCCAAAAUUUAUAACAGAUCCAGGAGUACAUAAAGUAGGAACUGUAACAUUACAUUUGUCAGGGACCAGUGAUGACAAAAUGCCAAAGAGGCGUGAAAUACAAACAAGGAUGCAGUUUGGAGAAACUGAAAUCAGAGUUAGUGCUCUUGAUGUAUCUACGGGUGAACAUAUCCAAUCCACUGUUGACUUUCUCAGUCGAUAAACGAUGAUUUCUGUUUGUAUUUUAUGUAACAAAUACUAUAGUUGAUAUUAACUUCAUUUCAGAACUUAGAAAUAUCUUUAUAUUUAUAUUUGUAUAUUUAUGUAUUUAACUUAUUGUGCCAUACCUAAAACCAUUUUAAUCAAUAUCUCUUUUUCGUCUCAAGACAUCUUAAUAGAUGCAGAAUUUUAAUAUAAUACGCUUUGUAGUGAUGUUCAAAAUUCUAAAAAACGUAUAUUUCAUGUCAGUUUUAUUUGAGUGGAAUACUAAAUUGAGAAAAAAAACUUAAUGGUAACAAAUUUAUAAUUCACUUUAACUUAAAGUGAUUUAUAUUGCAAACAAGUGCUUGUUUAAAUAUCUAUAAGACAAGUUAACUGUUCUUAUCAUUAGAAAAUGCAUACUGCUACGGCUUUUAAACUGAUGUAAAAUUCCAACGUUUAUACAAUGGUUUUUAAUUAUGAUUGAGAUAUGCAUUAAUUAUUAGAUUUGAAACGAAAGAUGAAAACUAACUAUAACAAUAACCAAACAACUGUUUCCCUCUUCUUCUUCCUCCUUUACCUCCUCCUCAUCAGAGAGCGAAAGAAAGAAAGAGAGAGAGACCUUCCGUCUACCCGUCUUAUCAUGGACAAUACAUGUCCUCUAUGGAAUCUUAUUUGAUAUUUUGUAUUAAGUUAUUUAUUAUAUAAAAGAUAUUAUUUUGUAUUUCAUAUAAGUACUCAAGGUUAGUCACCUAAAUUGGUACCGACUUCUGGGUAUUCAUCUAUACAAACAUGUGUAUUAUAUCUACUUAAAUAAAAUAGCCAAUCGUUUUA
This is a messenger RNA of Mytilus trossulus (common blue mussel), 8471 nucleotides long. RefSeq names its product serine-rich adhesin for platelets-like. The transcript is spliced from 10 exons. The coding region runs from base 328 to 7662 and encodes 2444 amino acids. The record is from RefSeq and is a predicted model, not a curated record. NCBI's taxonomy places the organism in Eukaryota, Metazoa, Mollusca, Bivalvia, Mytilida, Mytilidae.